This is a messenger RNA of Suillus paluster, 492 nucleotides long. RefSeq lists its product as uncharacterized. The transcript has a single exon. Lineage: Eukaryota; Fungi; Basidiomycota; Agaricomycetes; Boletales; Suillaceae. Bases 1 to 492 code for a protein of 163 amino acids. The record is from RefSeq and is a predicted model, not a curated record.
AUGGCGACCUUGGUUCUAAAUCCCACUGACCCUUCUACCAUCCCGUCCGCCACUGAUCUCGAGCCUGACGAACGAUGGAAGAGUCGCCUCAAAGUCGACAUCGAGAAUAACUUGCGCUCCAUGGUCGACGAAGCCACGCAGAAUCUCAAUAAUACCCUGACGAAAGCCGCAGUCAGUGCCGUCGAGCGCGAGCGGUUGACCGAGGAACACCUUGUUACCAUGAAGAGUAUCCGUAACAUUGCUCAGGAACAAUUCCGUAUUGCAUUAGAACAUGGGCGGCAAGAGCGCCGUUAUGCUGCCAGUCAAACAUUAGAUCUUGAUUGGUCAGAAGGUAUGAUAAAGGAGCAACAUGCGAUUUUGAACAGGAUUGAACAAGGGUACAGCUGCUCUGUCUUCCUCCUUGCAGCCUACUGUAGGUGCUUCAGAGUCGCAUACUUUUGGAAACACACCCGAAUAUGCUACCUGGAUUCCGCGGGAGCCCAUGGAGAUUGA